UCCAGAGCUAUCAACAUCGAGCCGCGAUGGACCGCAGUCUCGACGAAAUCAUCGGCGAACGCCCUGAGCGCUCACGAGGAGGUGGCGGCAGAGGCAGAGGGGGACGAGGUGGCGGAGGCGAUCGACGACCAGCGCUGGCGGCGAGAGCGCCAUGGAGAGAAGAGUAUCCCAGAGACGGCGUGAGAAAGUACCGACGCGACGAACCCGCAAACAUUGACUCCGACUGGGUCCACGAUCGCUUCGAAGACGACCGCUACGAUAGGCGCAGCCGCGCUCCAGCCGACGAUAGAUAUGGCGGACGAGAUCCUGAAUCCACCGGCAGCAAGCUCCGAGUCGACAACAUUCACUACGAGCUGACUGAGGACGAUCUGAGGGAACUUUUUGAACGUGUGGGUCCCACCUUGUCCGUGAGGCUCCUGUACGAUCGUCAGGAUCGCUCGCAAGGGACUGCGUACGUUAUCUAUGAGGACGAGCGAGACGCGCGCGAUGCUCUCCACAAGUUUGACGGACAGAACGCCAAUGGCCAACCUAUCCGCAUUUCGCUCAUGCCGAGCGGUCCAUCACGAGACGCGCCACCGCGCGGUAUUGCGGAUCGAAUUGAGCGCCAACCACGCAGCAUUUUUGAUAGAAUCACAUCAAGCAGGGAUGACAGCAGAGAUGGUGGUAGAAGACCCAGGCAGCGAAGCGACAGUCCUCGCAAGAGCGAUAGGCUAGCCGCCCCAGAUGUCGACCGUUACGUCCCUGGACGUGGCUCUCGGUCGCCCAUCAGACGCAGAGGCACCCCGCGCGGAGGAGGUCGCAGGCCGGGCGAGCGCAGGGAAGACAGAGGUGGCAGAGGCCCGCGCGAGCCACGAGAGCGGAAGCCGCGGGUCGAUGGCGAGGGCAGACCGCUCGUGGGAGGCAGACCAAGGAAGACGGCGGAAGAGCUAGAUGCAGAAAUGAAUGAUUACUGGGGCGGUAGCAAAGAUGACACACCAGCGGGAAACAGUAGCGCUGCUACCGAAGCCAAUGGAGCGUGGAAUGGUCGCGCAACCGAUGACAUCGACAUGGACAUAUAGAUGCCAUGCAGGAAGACGAAAAGGCGUGUAUGGUCAAAGACGACAUCACAGGCUCUCGUUAGAAGAAUAUGUACAAGAAGCAUGCUCCGUACUGGCACGCAAAAACAGCACGCUAUGCCACGAACGCAGCUACGGCCGCUAUACCAAUACCAAUACCAAUGCUCAAG
This is a messenger RNA of Pseudocercospora fijiensis CIRAD86, 1225 nucleotides long. RefSeq lists its product as uncharacterized. Lineage: Eukaryota; Fungi; Ascomycota; Dothideomycetes; Mycosphaerellales; Mycosphaerellaceae. The transcript has 6 exons. Gene Ontology annotation, molecular function: mRNA binding. Gene Ontology annotation, biological process: mRNA export from nucleus. Gene Ontology annotation, cellular component: nucleus. The record is from RefSeq and is a predicted model, not a curated record. Bases 27 to 1058 code for a protein of 343 amino acids.